AUGGGGCUAAGAGCGGCCAGCCUUCUCGUACUCUGGCUGGCUCUUUCCCAUGCCUAUGAAAUAAAAAAAGGACGGACAAGAAACCAUGGCCACUAUGUCUGCAGCACUUGGGGAAACAACCAUUUCAAAACCUUUGAUGGUGACAUCUACCAAUUCCCUGGCGUUUGCGAGUAUAAUUUUGUUUCUGACUGCCGAGAUUCUUACAAGGAAUUCUCUGUCCACAUCCAGCGUGCCCUGAACAGCAAUAACCACCCUGAAAUCCAGUAUAUUCUGAUAAAAAUCAAGGAUAUCACGGUGUACCUCAAACCAAAACUGGUCGUGGUGGAUGGGCGAAUUGUGAAGACACCUUACUACAGCUCUGGUGUGCUCAUUGAGAGCAACGAUGUUUACACCAAGAUUUAUGCCAAAUUAGGCAUGGUUCUGAUGUGGAAUCAGGAGGAUGCACUGAUGGUGGAGCUGGACGACACAUUCAAUAACCUUACCUGUGGCCUCUGUGGGGAUUACAAUGGAAUUCCAAUCUACAAUGAGUUUAUCAACGAAGAUGCAAGCUACAAUUCAAUUACCUAUGGAAAUUUGCAGAAGAUCAACAAACCCAAUGCCAAAUGUGAAGAUCCAGAUGAAACUCAGGCUCUUCCAAGCUGUAACAAGCAUCGUGAUGAGUGUGAGAGGCUCCUGACUUCCUCUGCAUUUGCUGAUUGCCGGUUCCGCCUUAAUUUGGAAACGUACAUCCAAGCCUGCAUGCAGGACAAGUGUGCCUGUAACGGAAACGAGGACUCCUUCUGCGUCUGCAGCACCGUCUCUGAGUAUUCUCGCCAGUGUUCGCACGCAGGGGGCCGGCCGGGUGAAUGGAGGACGCAGCAGUUUUGCCCCAAGACCUGUCCUGACACCAUGGUCUACAGAGAAAGCAGCUCACCCUGCAUGGAUACUUGUUCACACUUGGACAUCAGCAGCCUUUGUGAGGAACACUACAUGGAUGGUUGUUUCUGCCCUGAAGGAACUGUGUAUGAUGACAUUACUGGAAAAGGCUGCAUAGCUGUUAGCCAAUGCCAUUGCAAACUCAGUGGAAAGCAGUAUGCACCUGGAGAAAGCAUUUCCAAUGAAUGUGAAGAAUGCACCUGUAAUUCAGGCAGAUGGACGUGCAAGGAUUUACCCUGCCCAGGCACAUGUUCAGUGGAAGGAGGUUCCCAUAUUACCACCUUUGAUGGGAAGAAAUACACCUUCCAUGGAGACUGUUACUAUGUAUUGGCCAAGGGUACUGCAAAUGACAGCUAUGCUCUCCUGGCAGAGCUGGGUCCCUGUGGCUCCACAGAGAGGCAGACCUGCUUGAAGACUGUUGUGCUGUUAGUGGAUCACAAAAAGAAUGUGGUGGUUUUCAGAUCCGAUGGCAGUGUGCUACUGAAUGAGAUGCCAGUGAAUGUGCCUCAUGUGUCAGCCAGCUUCUCAGUAUUCCAGCCAUCUUCCAACUACCUUGUUGUACAAACGUCUUUUGGGCUUCAGGUGCAGAUCCAGGUGCUUCGAGUCAUGCAACUGUUUGUGACUGUGGAUCAAUCGGCUCAAGGACAAAUUCAAGGUCUUUGUGGUAACUUUAAUGGAAUGGAAGGUGAUGAUUUUAGAACAACCAGUGGGCUGGUAGAAGCCACAGGAUCUGCCUUUGCUAACACAUGGAAAGCUCAGUCCACCUGUACAGACAGGGUAGAAAAGCUGGAAGACCCCUGCAGUCUCAGCAUUGAAAGUGCAAAUUAUGCUGAGCAUUGGUGUUCUUUGCUGAAAAACCCAGAAGGUCCUUUUGCAAGAUGUCACUCCGUCAUUGAUCCUUCAGAAUACUAUAAGAAAUGUAAAUAUGACACAUGCCUCUGUGAAGAUAAUGAAGAAUGCUUGUGCGCUGCCCUGUCCUCUUAUUCAAGAGCCUGUGCUUUCAAAGGGAUCCUACUGGGAGGCUGGAGAGACAGUGUCUGCAGUAAUGAAGUGUCUGCCUGUCCAGGAAAUCAAGUCUUCCUUUACAACAUUACAAAGUGCCAGCAAACCUGUCGUUCUCUUGCUGAUGGUGAAAAGUACUGCUUGCAAGACUUUGCUCCUCUGGAUGGCUGUGGCUGCCCAGCUAAUACAUACUUGGAUAAACAGGAUAACUGCGUGCCCAUCUCCGAGUGCCCAUGUUAUUACAAGGGAUCAUACCUGGAACCUGGGGAAUAUUUUACAAAAGAUGGAGAACGCUGCAUUUGCCGAAAUGCAAAGAUCCAGUGUGCCUCAGUGAAAAUAAGAAUGAAAAGUGUAGAAGAAUGUUCUUCUAACAAGACGUUCUUUGACUGCAAUGCAUCCUCAAAGUGGACUUCACAAACACCUUUACAACUUAGCUGUCAUACCCCUCAAACUGAUCACUUCCAGACAGAGUGUGUCUCAGGCUGUGUGUGUCCUGAAGGUCUAUUUGAUGAUGGCAAAGGAGGCUGUGUUGAGGAGAAGGACUGCCCAUGCAUUCAUAACAACCAGUGGUAUUCUUCUGGACAGAAGAUAACAGUGGACUGCAACACCUGCACCUGCCAAAAAGGGGUUUGGAGCUGCACAGAAAAUGUGUGCUAUGGGACCUGUAUGAUAUAUGGAAGUGGCCAUUAUAUCACUUUUGAUGGGAAAUUCUAUGACUUUGACGGAAAUUGUGAAUAUGUGGCUAUUCAGGAUUUUUGUGGUGACAAAAAUUCCAGCGGCUCAUUCAGCAUCAUCACAGAGAAUGUCCCUUGUGGAACGACAGGAGUCACCUGCUCAAAAGCUAUCAAAAUGUUUCUAGGGAAAACUGAACUGAAAUUGGAGAACAAAGAGUACAAAGAAAUUCAGCGAGAUGUUGGUGAUGAUGUGGUUUACUGGAACAGGACAGUAGGCCUCUACCUCGUUAUUGAGGCUAGCAAUGGUGUGAUGCUUAUCUGGGAUAAGAAGACUACUGUUUUCAUCAAGCUGAGCCCCGACUACAAAGGCAAAGUGUGUGGUCUGUGUGGCAACUUCGAUGACAAGUCAAACAAUGACUUUACAACAAGGAGUGGACUGCAGGAGCCCAAUGCUCUGAAGUUCGGGAAUUCGUGGAAACAGUCUCCCAUGUGCCCAGAUGUCACACAAGAGAUUAGGCCUUGUGAUAUGAAACCACAUCGGAAGUCCUGGGCAGAGAAAGAAUGCAGCAUCAUCCAGAGCGAAGUCUUCAAAAUUUGUCACUCCAAGGUGGACCCAGCUCCUUUCUAUGAAGCUUGUGUUCAUGAUGCCUGCUCUUGUGACAGCGGUGGAGAUUGUGAGUGCUUCUGUUCUGCAGUUGCUGCUUAUGCCCAAGAAUGUGCCAAGGCUGAGGCCUGUGUUUUCUGGAGAACUCCUGAUAUAUGCCCAAUAUUCUGUGACUACUACAACCCUCGCAAUGAGUGUGAGUGGCACUAUGAGCCUUGUGGCGGUAAUAUCAUGACCUGCAGGAUGAUUAAUAAUGUCAGCACCAACUUUUCAGUACCAUACCUGGAAGGUUGCUACCCCAGAUGCCCUAAGGACAAGCCUAUUUAUAAUGAAGAGACAAAGGAAUGUGUGCCUGAAGAUCAGUGUUGGUGUUACAUCGAUGGAAUUCAAGUUCCCCCUGGGCAUGAAAUACCCACAGAAGAAAACUGUACAAUAUGUGUCUGUGGCCCCUCAGGAUCCAUACAAUGUAAACCAGUUACAGGGUGUCCUUGUGUCAUCAAUGGAACGAGUUAUGAAGUGGGUCAGACUGUGGCACAAGUACAGGAUGGUGACAUAUGUAUAACGUACAUUUGUGCAGAAAAUGGUUCAGUAGUUCCAAAUGAAAUCUACCCUUGUCCAACACCUUCUUCACCUACAAUCCUUUCAACCUCAUUUCCCACCAGUACUCUUACCACCACAGUUACCACUACAAGCCAUCCAGUGACUACAACUCCAUGCUUAGGAUUAAUCUGUGAUUGGACUGAGUGGUUUGAUGUUAGUAAUCCUGAAAAAGAUGGUGGUGACUAUGAAACAUACGAUGAAAUAAGAAAACAUGGAUACAAGAUAUGUGAAGCUCCUGAAAAAAUUGAAUGCAGGGCAGAGGAUAAACCCGAUGUGAGCUUAGAGGAACUUGGUCAGAAAGUGCAGUGUGAUGUUACGUAUGGACUAAUCUGUAAAAAUGAGGAGCAAGAUGUAACUAUGUGGCAACUUUGCUAUAAUUAUGAAAUCAGGGUAAACUGUUGUGAAUGGCAAGAAAUUCCCUGUGAGACUACACCUACACCUAGUACACCACAAACUGCAACUUCAACCACCACCAAGACAACAGUACCUCUCACCACUACAUCCAGGAUUCCAACAGAAAUUACCACCUCACCCAUACACAUCACUUCAACCACAAGUGAACCUACACCAUCAGUCUCCACUCCAGUAACUUCAACACCUCCAGGCCCAGGUUCAUCGACACCGAGCACGGCAUCCCCUUCAACAGAAUCAACAACCACUACAACAACAGGCGAGACUUCCACCAGCACUGCCAGCACCCCGCUGCCCCCCAGCAGCACCACCAGCAGUAGCACCCUGGGGACAACCUCAACAGUUCCUGGAAUACCAACACCCACCCCAACUACUGGAAACUGUGAGUGCAUCUGGUCGGACUGGAUUGAUGUGAGUUACCCAAAUAGUUCUGACGUAAACGGUGGUGACUACGAAACGCUGGAGAAUAUUCAGACGACCAUCUCCUCCUGGGUCUGUGCGAAAGUUGAGAAUAUUUCAUGCAGAGCAGAGAAAUUCCCUGACAUUCCCAUUGCAGAUUUAGGGCAGACCGUGCAGUGCGAUGUUAACACAGGGCUCAUCUGUAACAAUAAAGAUCAGCACAUAGGAGGUAUAAUACCGAUGCCAGUCUGCCUGAAUUACGAGAUCAGUGUGUGCUGCACCCCCAACAGACCAGAGUGUCUUCCGCCUGUACAUACCCCAACCACCACACCAUCCACAACGACCAGCAAAAUCAGUUCAACACUAUCAACAACUUCUUCAACAUCAGUGCCAACAGAGACUACCAGCGGAAUCACCAGCACCACGAUGCCCCCCAGCACCACCACCCCAUGGACAACCACAACAGUUACUGGAACACCAACACCCACCCCAACUACUUCAAGCACAUCCAGGCCCACACCAACAUACACCAGCACCCUACAACCUCCAGGUCCGGGUUCAUCGACACCGAGCACGGCAUCCCCUUCAACAAAAUCAACAACCACUACAAUAGGCGAGAUUUCCACCAGCACUGCCAGCACCCCGCUGCCCCCCAGCAGCACCACCAGCAGCAGCACCCCAUGGGUUCCUGGCUCACCAACAACCAUCUCAACUACUUCAAGCACAUCCACGCCAACACCACCAUACACCCCCACCCCAUCACCUCCAGGUCCGGGUUCAUCGACACCGAGCACGACAUCCCCUUCAACAAAAUCAACAACCACUCCACCACCAGGGGAGACUUCCACCAGCACUGCCAGCACCACGAUGCCCCCCAGCAGCACCACCAGCAGCACCACCCUGGAGACAACCUCAACAGUUCCUGGAACACCAACACCCACCCCAACUACUUCAAGCACAUCCAUGCCCACACCAACAUACACCACCACCCUACGACCUCCAGGCCCAGGUUCAUCGACACCGAGCACGCCACCCCCUUCAACAGAAUCAACAACCACUCCCACUACACCACCAGGGGAGAUUUCCACCAGCACUGCCAGCACCCCGCUGCCCCCCAUCAGCACCACCAGCAGCAGCACCCCGGAGACAACCUCAAUUGUUACUCUUGGAUCACCAACACCAACCUCCAUUCCUAUAAAUAUUAACACCAGGACCCCUCAGGCUCCAACUACAUUACCAAUAAAGGGUACAACACCAGAGACACCGACAAAGACAAGUACUCCAGUUACUCCUUCAGCUACUCCACUGCCAACAACUAGAACAACAGAAACAGGAAGCACAAUAUUUACCAGAAGCACCACUAUUGAACAGUCAACAUCCUCCAUGUCAACAAGCCCAGUGACAGUCACCACCACUGAAGUCACUGAAACAGGAUCGACCCCCAGAACUACCACUUCAGGCCCCACACCUUCAAGAUCCACCAGCACCACACCAGUAACAGAAACACCUAUCCAUGAGACCACUACCACUGGGACCACAAGACCUCCAACGGGAUCACAUACCACCCCUGUCCGUACCACAACUUCAGGACCAUCCUCCCUGGGGUCUACUCUUAGCAGUACUGUAUCUCUGUCAUCAGCAUCAACCAGCCCUGUGCCAGUCACCACCUCUGGUACUACUCCAACAAAAACCUUUACCACCACUUCAGGAACUACCUCUAGCAGUUUUACCAUAAGCACUGCAACCACCACAUCCACUACCUUCAAAACUCUUCCCCCUGGCUCUACUAGUACAUCUGGACCAAAUGCAACAUCAACUGCAGUCACCACUACAGGAAGUUCUACAGUUACUCCAGCUACUGGCUCAAGUUCCACUACAAGUCUAACACCAACUACUCCUAAAAAAAUAUGUUCUAUUUUACCUAAUGAAUCUUAUGAGCAAGGUGACUCAUGGUGGCUCUGUAACUGCACUAAGGCAAUCUGUGUAGAAGACAAUAUCGUCCAGGUGAUUCCUAUAAUCUGUAAUCCACCUCCUAAACCCACCUGUGCCAAUAACCUUUCUCCUGUGCCAGUCAUUGAUGAGGAUGGAUGCUGUUGGCACUGGGAGUGUGAUUGCUACUGCACUGGCUGGGGAGACCCACAUUACAUGACUUUUGAUGGACUGUACUACAGCUACCAAGGGAAUUGUACAUAUGUCCUUGUGGAAGAGAUUAAUAAGAAAGUUGACAACUUUGGUGUCUACAUUGAUAACUACCAUUGUGACACACGGGAUGUGGUCUCCUGUCCUCGAACGCUCAUUGUGCGACAUGAAACCCAGGAAGUGAGGAUGACAACAGCGAAACCAAAUACUCUACAAGUAACGGUGACAGUAAACAACCAGAUAGUGGCUUUACCUUAUAAAAAGUUUGGUGUGAGCAUCUAUGAGUCAGGCAUAAAUCGUGUUGUGGAAAUUCCUGAGCUAAAAAUGAAUGUGACCUACAAUGGCUUGUCCUUUUCUAUCAGAAUGCCCUACAGCCUGUUUGGCAACAACACUCAGGGACAGUGCGGUACUUGCAAUAACAACACAGCGGAUGACUGCAUGUUGCCGAAUGGAAACAUUGCAGAAAACUGUGAAACCAUGGCAGAUCACUGGCAGGUUGUUGAUCCCUCCAAACCACAGUGCUCUCCAGGCCUAAGUCCUACAAGUUUACCUAGCACAACCCCAACACAGCCUUGCAAAGAGUCUUCCAUCUGUGAGAUCCUUUUGGGAAGUGUGUUCAAGCCAUGCCAUGAGUUUGUGCAGCCUGAGAAGUACUACGCAGCCUGCAUUUUUGAUAGUUGCAUACUUCCCAACCUAGACUUGGAAUGCUCAAGUCUGCAGAUCUAUGCUGCCACCUGUGCUGAUCAAGGUGUAUGCAUUGACUGGAGAGGUCACACCAGUGGUGUAUGCUGUUCUUAUGAAUGCACCUCAGGAAAAGAGUACAGAGCAUGUGGUCCUGUGAAAGAGCCAACCUGCAAAACAAGUCACCAAAAUGAAACUUCAACUAAACAAGUGGAAGGCUGCUUCUGUCCUAAUGGAACAAUGCUGUAUGACUCUGGCGUGGAUGUCUGCGUGAAAACCUGUGGCUGUGUUGGCGUGGAUAUGAUCCCAAGAGAGUUUGGGGAGAAGUUUACAGUAGACUGUCAGGACUGUAUUUGCCUGGAAGGGGAACAUGGCAUUGUAUGCCAGCCUCAUGAAUGUCCUGAAAAACAAAAGGUCAGUUGUGAUGGAGAAGGCUUCUAUGAGGUCACCGAAGUCAAUCCUGAAGACUCCUGCUGCCCUAUUGUCACCUGCAAAUGCAAUACAAGCUUCUGCACAGCUAAAGCCCCCAAGUGCUCACUGGGAUUUGAAGUUCACUCUCAUAUUCCCAGUGGUCAGUGCUGUCCUGUGUACCAAUGUGUUCCCAAGGGCGUCUGUGUUCACCAGAGUGCUGAGUUCUUGCCUAACUCCUCAGUCUUUGUUGAUAAGUGUCAGAAUUGUUUAUGCACAAAUGAAGUUAACAUCAGCACUCAACUGAAUAUCAUCUCAUGUGAACCUGUUCCAUGCAACACAUACUGUGCACCGGGAUAUGAAAUUAAACCAGUGAAAGGUGAAUGUUGUGGAAGAUGUGUGCAGACCAAGUGUAUUAUACAUGCAGCAAACAAUGCUGAACUCAUCUUGAGUCCUGGAGAGUUUAAAAAUGAUCCUACCAACAACUGCACCAUUUAUAGCUGUGUAGAUAUCCGCGACCAGCUUAUCGCUUCCACGUCUGAGAUUACCUGUCCAGCAUUUAAUGAGGAGAGCUGCAAACCUGGAACUAUUUCAUUCUUACCUAAUGGUUGUUGCAAAACCUGUGCACCUGUGGAUAGCCGUACACCGUGCUCUGUCCGUCAGAGAGAAGACUUCAUUGUCUAUAAUGGCUGCCGUUCCGUGGACAGAGUUGUCAUGACUGAGUGUGAAGGAACAUGUGGAACCUUCUCGCUAUACUCUGCUGAGGCCAAUUCUAUGGAUCACAGCUGUUCCUGCUGCAGAGAAACAAGGACUACUGAGAAGUACGUGGUACUGAAGUGUCCUGGUGGGCACUCAAUGUCACAUAAGUACGUGUAUGUGGAAAGCUGCAGCUGUCAAGACACUGAAUGCAAGAACCCACAGUCCGGUGAGUUGCAGAACUGAGAAGAAAAUGACAAGGCUGCUCUGAACCGUACCAAGAGGGCUGUCGGCUUGACAUCAAAAUGAAGACAGAAAAAAACUAGCAGCAUUUAACUGAAAGGACUGUGCACCAUUCUUAGCUUGCUUGACUACUUUUGAACAUUGGUUUUCCCAGUAACUGUAUCCUGUUUGUUCUCUGAUUAAUUUGAACAGUGCUCUAUUUAUUUGUGACAAAAUAGGAACACAAAUUUGUAUUCU
Molecule: messenger RNA, 9009 nt
Organism: Myiozetetes cayanensis
Lineage: Eukaryota; Metazoa; Chordata; Aves; Passeriformes; Tyrannidae
Gene: MUC2
Product: mucin 2, oligomeric mucus/gel-forming
Exons: 54
Coding region: 1-8775 (2924 amino acids)
Cellular component (GO): extracellular matrix
Molecular function (GO): protein binding
Source: RefSeq, a predicted model, not a curated record